Onychostoma macrolepis is the source of this 2918-nucleotide messenger RNA. RefSeq names its product chitobiase, di-N-acetyl- (gene ctbs). Gene Ontology annotation, biological process: carbohydrate metabolic process; chitin catabolic process. Lineage: Eukaryota; Metazoa; Chordata; Actinopteri; Cypriniformes; Cyprinidae. The record is from RefSeq and is a predicted model, not a curated record. Gene Ontology annotation, cellular component: extracellular region. The transcript is spliced from 7 exons. Bases 285 to 1397 code for a protein of 370 amino acids. Gene Ontology annotation, molecular function: chitin binding; chitinase activity.
UUGAAGACUCUGAUUAGCAUGCUCAGGUGUGUUUGAUUAGGGUUAGAGCUAAACUCUGCAGGCCAGAUUUGAGGAUGCCUGAUGUAAAGUUUCAUGUCAUGGAAAUCACGUUAUCGAAUCAAACCGAUGAAAGCAGUCCGACUCCGCCCACUUUGCGCCUGCGUUUAAAUGUGUUUUUCUCAUCCAUCCUUUUAAUUUCAGUAGUGUCACAUGUUCGUAAUGUUUCUGACUCGUGUUGAUUUGUAGACAGGAGUUGUUUUUCAUUACAGUCAUUUAUCAUCAACAUGUGGAUUAUUGUGUCUCUCUUCGUGCUAACUUUGACCGCGCAGGUGUGGUCCAAAGUUUGCCCAUGUGCUCAAGAGGAGCUCUGUCAGCCCAUCCGAUCCCAGCCGGGGUUUGAGGUUUUUGUAUUUGAUGUUGGGAAAAAGGCUUGGAAGUUUUAUGACUGGACCCAAGUAACAACGGUUGCAGCUUUUGGAGAAUAUGAUGCUGAACUCAUGUGUUACGCUCACUCUAAAGGAGCUCGUGUGGUCCUGAAAGGAGAUGUGCCACUCUCAUAUAUUGUGGAUCCAGUAAAUAGGACAGCUUGGAUUCAGGAAAAAGUCCAGUUAGCAAAGAGUCAGUUCAUGGAUGGAAUAAACCUAGAUGUUGAGCAGGGAGUGGAGACCGGUUCCCCUGAAUACUAUGCUUUGACAGCCCUUGUCAAGGAAACCACUGAAAGUUUCCACACAGAGAUCCCAGGCUCUCAGGUAUCAUUUGAUGUGGCUUGGUCACCCAAAUGCAUUGAUAAGCGUUGCUAUGACUACCUUGCUAUUGCCGAUUCAUGCGAUCUCUUGUUUGUUAUGUCCUAUGAUGAGCAAAGCCAGAUCUGGGGUGAUUGUAUUGCCAUGGCAAAUGCCCCCUUCAAUCAGACAUUGACAGCCUACGAUCAAUACAUCAGCAUGAACAUAGAGCCAAAGAAACUUGUGAUGGGUGUUCCAUGGUAUGGUUAUGACUACAGCUGCCUGAAUUUUACAAAGGAUGGGAUAUGUACAAUUCCAAAAGUGCCAUUCAGAGGGGCUCCAUGUAGCGACGCAUCCGGCAAACAAAUUCCCUACAGCAUCAUGAUGAAACAGAUCAACAGCUCAAUAUCAGGACGACUGUGGGAUGAGAACCAGCGAGCUCCAUAUUAUAAUUACAAGGACACAGAAGGCAGGGUCCAUCAGGUGUGGUAUGAUGACCCUGAAAGCAUUGCUCUGAAAGCUGCCUAUGUGGCACAACGCGGUCUGAAAGGAAUUGGAAUGUGGAACGGAAAUCUCCUGGACUACAGUAGUGACCCAAUCGCCCAGCAACAGACGGUGGACAUGUGGAACGCCCUUACAUCCGGUGAACACAGGGAGUCUGCUGCCGUCCCCUAGCUUCGUUUCUUGUUGUCUAUAUACACAUAUGGUCUGAAUGACAGAAGGUGUUGUGCUUACUCAAAAACACAUCAUGAAUCUGACAAAUAUUUAAUUGCUUUAUCACAAACCGAAUAAACGGCACACUCCAUUUCAGCAAGCCUAAAACCUUUUAUUUAACUGAACAUUAUUGACAUUGGCACGUUUACUAAAUGUAAUCAUUUGCAUGACCAUAAUUUCUAGUUCACUACUGCAUAUCAUGAUUCUAAAUCAGCAGGAUCUGCAGGUCUUAUAGUAAUGUCUUUCAAAUCAGAGCAGAGAGCAGGAUGUCUUAAAUGUAUAAAAGCAUAGCGUGAAGUGCUGCAUACACUGCAAAAGAAAAAAAAUUCCAAGUAUUUUUGUUUUCCAAUUCAAAUAUCUAAACAUCCUUAAAUACAUUUACUGGAAGAUGCAAAAUGCAGAUAGUUGAAGUCUUGUUUUUUGAGAAAUUGAACAAAAUUAAGCAAAUUUAUGCUUAAAACAAGAACAAAUGUCAAUGAGGUACGAAAACUCGUUUUCCCUUUGAAUUAGCUUGUGUUCUAAGCCCGCUGGCCGAUAUUUGUUUCUGUUUUAAUCACAACCUUACAUUUUGAUCAAUUUCACAGAAAACAAGACAUGUCUUCUUGCUUCUCAAGUAAAUGUCUUGAUUAAGGAAUCUUUAAACAUUUGCACUGUAAAACUAAAAUACUGAGGACCAACAUCAUUUUUUUGCAGUGUGAUUAAGUAGUACAGGUAGAGUUAUUUCUAUAUUCUAGUGGUUGGGAGCAGAGUGCUCUCAUGUGGUGAACGGCACUUGUAUUCACAGUCACUUGUACUCUGCAGGUGAUGAACUGGUUUCCUUCAAACAUGAUGCUUAGAAUUGAGGUUCAUCAGACCAAAGAAUCUUGUUUCUCAGAGUCUGAGGGUCCUUUAGGUGCUUUUUUGCUAAUUGCAAGUGUGUUUUCACGUGUCUUUACUGAGGAGAGGAUUGAGUUUGGCCGCACCGCCACAAAGCCCAGAUCGGUGGAGUGUUGCAGUGACGUUUGUCCUUCUGUAGGUUUCUCCCAUCUGCAUAUAUGAUCAUGGAACUCAACUAGGACCAUCAGGUUCUUGGUCACCAGACUAACCAAAGCCCUUUUCCAUCAAUUGCUCAGUUUGACGAGAUCUAGGAAGAGUCCUGCUUGUUUUAAACUUAUUCCAUUAAGGGUAACCGAGACUACAUGCUACAUGUGCAUUCCCCGAUACAAUCCUGUCUCAUGAAUUCCUUGGACUUCAUGGCUUGGUUUGUGCUCUGACAUACACUGUUAACUGUAGGACCUUAUAUGGACAGGUGUGUGCCUUUCCAUAUCCUGUCCAAUCAACUGAAUUUACCUCAGGUAGACUUCAAUCAACUUGUAGAAACAUCUCAAAGAUGAUCAGUGCACCUGAGGAUCAGAAUGCACCUGAGCCCAAUUUUGAGUGUCAUGGCAAUACUUAUGUACAUGUGAUUUAUUAUUAUUUUUUAAUAAAUUUGCAAAUAUUUUA